Molecule: messenger RNA, 5040 nt
Organism: Orbicella faveolata
Lineage: Eukaryota; Metazoa; Cnidaria; Anthozoa; Scleractinia; Merulinidae
Product: sarcosine dehydrogenase, mitochondrial-like
Cellular component (GO): mitochondrion
Molecular function (GO): protein binding
Source: RefSeq, a predicted model, not a curated record
GGCAUAUAGUCAGUUUAUAUACUUGACAGUCCGGUGAACAAAAACGCGGGAAAGAUAACAGCUUUGUGAUUGGCUAAAAUACUGGUAAUGUGUUUCCAGUCUUUCUUGUUAUUGUUGGUACGCCUCUCACUUGUCCUGUUCGUCGUAAACAUUUCGUAAAUGAAAUUUUGCUGGUAUAGUACGAUCAGUUUAAAUCUAGGACGAAGAUGUGGCGCCUUUCGAAAGCUUUGAAGGCAGCCAGAUUAGGAGCACUGAAUCGCUCGUCUUCUUGUCUGUGGAACAGCACUCGUCACGAAUCAAGCACUUCCAAAGAUUCGGACGUGAGGGCUGAAGUUCCUUACAAGACUCUACAGACGGAUGACAAACAAGCUCCGGAUACUGUCCCAGCAGAAGCUGAUGUGGUCAUUAUUGGUGGAGGAUCUGUAGGAGCAAGUACUCUCUAUCACCUGACCAAACUUGGUGUCAACAAUGCUGUCUUGUUGGAACGUGACCAGUUGACAUCUGGAACAACCUGGCAUAGUGCAGGUCUGGUAUGGAGGUUGAGACCUAGUGAUGUAGAAGUGGAACUGCUUGCACACACAAGAGAACUUGCAAGAGAUGUUUUGGACAAAGAGACAGGAUUAUGGGCUGGAUGGAAUGAAAAUGGAGGCUUGUUUAUUGCCAAUAACAAAGAAAGACUAGAUGAGUACAAGAGGUUGAUGACACUUGGGAAGGUAUAUGGUGUGGAGUCAUUUGUUCUGGGACCCAAAGAAUCCAAAGAAUUGUAUCCAUUGUUAAAUGUGGAUGACUUGUAUGGAACACUGCACAGUCCUGGUGAUGGGACCAUUGAUCCUGCUAGCUGGGCCACCACACUUUCAAGAGCAGCUAUAAUGAAUGGUGGCAAGGUAUUUGAGAACUGUCCAGUUACAGGAAUUCAGACUGAAGUCAAUGACCUUGGAAUUAAGCGUGUCUCAGCUGUGCAAACUCCUAGUGGUACCAUCAAAACAAACAAUGUUGUCAACUGUGCUGGGGUGUGGUCACCUUAUAUUGGGGGAUUGUGCGGUGUCAGUGUUCCUCUGGUUGCCAUGUACCAUGCUUACAUUGUAACGGAGAGGAUUGAGGGAAUACAGAACAUGCCCAACGUGAGAGAUCAUGAUGCGUCAGUUUAUCUCAAACUCCAAGGUGAUGGACUUUCUGUUGGAGGCUAUGAAUAUAAUCCAAUAUUCUGGGAUGAGGUCAGUAAUAAAUUUGCAUUUUCCCUCUUUGAUCUGGACUGGGAUGUAUUCAGUGCUCACAUAGAAGGCGCAUGUAAUAGAGUACCAGUAAUAGCAGAAACUGGUGUCAAAUCAACUGUGUGUGGACCAGAAUCAUUCACAGCCGAUCAUAAACCAUUGAUGGGUGAAGCUCCAGAGCUUCGUGGCUUUUAUCAUGGCUGUGGAUUUAACUCAUCAGGUAUUAUGCUUGCGGGAGGGUGCGGUCGAGAGUUGGCACAGUGGGUGGUUCAUGGCCACCCAGAACUGGACAUGUAUGGAUAUGAUAUCAGGCGUUUCCAUUCAUCAAUUACGUCCAAUCAAAAAUGGCUGAGGGAAAGAAGUCACGAAUCCUAUGCAAAAAACUAUUCAAUGGUUUUUCGCCAUGAUGAACCGCUUGCUUCUAGAAAUAUGCGAUGUGAUCCUUUUCACAAGAUCCUCUUGGACAAAGGAUGUAUUUAUCAGGAGCGACAUGGCUGGGAGAGACCAGGCUGGUUUGUUCCUGAUGCAGUACCUGAGGUAAAGAAGUAUGAUUACUAUGGAGCUUAUGAUGUUAAAAAACACCAAGACUAUAAAUACAAUGAACUGCUGGGUCAGGACUACACCUUUGACUUUCCACCUCAUCAUGAUAUUAUUGGAAAAGAAUGCCUUGCAUGUCGAGAAAAAGUAGCUGUUUUCAACAUGUCAUACUUUGCUAAGUUUUAUUUAACUGGCCCUGAUGCUCAGAGGGCUGCAGACUGGAUAUUCACCAAUAAUAUGGCAAAACCUCCAGGUGCUACUACUUACACCUGUAUGACAAACAAAGAUGGGGGUGCUGAGGCUGAUAUCACUGUCAGUGUCUUGGAGAAUGGCGAUGGUUCAAGUAUUGUAAAACCACAAUUUGAGGGUGAUGGAUUUUACAUUGCAGUCGGUGGUGGAAUAGGUCAGCAUGGUUGGUGUCAUAUCCAAAAUAUUCUUCAAGACAAACAAUAUGAUGUCAAAUUUGAAGAUAACUCAGAGAAAAUGGGAAUGCUGAGUAUACAGGGACCGAAAAGUCGUGAGUUACUCCAGUGUCUGACCUCAGCAGAUCUUAGCAAUGAGGCCUUCCCUUUCUCCACUCACAAAGUCAUCAAUGUUGCUGGCCAUGAUGUUCGUGCUCUUAGGAUCACUUUCGUAGGUGAACUUGGUUGGGAGUUACACAUCCCCCGUGACUCAUGUGUGCGAGUUUAUGAAGCAAUCAUUGAAGCUGGAAAAACGUUUGGUAUUGUAAAUGGUGGCUACAGAGCUUUGGAUUCACUCAGUGCAGAGAAAGGUUACAAACACUGGCAUCAGGAUUUACGACAUGACGAUACUCCUCUGGAGGCAGGAUUGGGUUUCACUUGCAAACUGAAGUCAGAUACCCCAUUUCUUGGAAGGGAAGCCCUUGAACAGCAGAAAGCUGAAGGUCUUAGGAAGAGAUUAGUAUGCUUCACCAUUGAAGAUCACAAGGCUCUUCUUGGUCUUGAAGCAAUAUGGCGCGAUGACAAAGUUGUUGGCUUCAUCCGAAGAGGAGAGUAUGGUUAUGCAAUAGGCAAGAGCAUGGCUUAUGGAUAUGUUAAAGAUCCUAGUGGCAACCCAGUGACCACAGAGUUCUUAAAGUCAGGCAAAUACAGUAUUGAAUCGAUGGGGGAACUGUUUCCUGCACAAGUACACAUCAAAGCACCAUUUGAUCCAAAGAAUCUUAGAGUACAAGGAAUUUAUAGUUAAUGUAAUGUAAUGGAGUGUCAUAGCUCUGCGCACUGAAGCAGAAGUGUAACACAAGAGUCCUUCAAACAGUGAGCCAUGAUUUUGACAGCGUUCAAGUUUUAAUAAUUAAAACAAAAACAAUGCUAAUUUUCCUCACUUGUCUUCAUACUGUUUUGAAACUACUAUUUUGGAGAAAUUAACUAUAUAAUUCUAUAAAUGGCAGACUGAUGAAAAUUUCUCUUUUGUCAUGUUUAUUCUCAAUAAUGUAAAUAAGGUACAGAGAAUUUGGGCAUGAAGGAUUUGGACCAAAUUGGUUCUGCAUGUGUUGUAGGAAAUUAGAAGUACACAGUGAAGAAUUUGUAACUUAAAUAACAAUGUCAUUGAUGUAAAAUGUUGAAACAGUAAGCCAAAACCUUUCUUCACUCUUCCUUAAUUUAACAAACAAUCAUUGUUUCUUUUUGUUUGAUCAGCACCUCUUUAGUGAAUUAGUUAGGAAACUUUUUUUAGAGUUUAGGAAAUCUCAAAAUCUUUGUAUGCUCUACAUGCAAACGUUUGAGUUCUCUUAGUCUUUGACUAUAAUUACUGCAUCUGUCAGGUCUUACAUCUGAGUUUGUGCAAUUACUUCUUGAGAUGAGAACACUUAAAUUUUGUAUUUACUUUCAGUUAGAAAACUGAAUAAUAUAGAUAAUGUUAACCUGGUUCAUAGCAAAGCUUGAUUCCAUGGGUACCCAAUUAUUUUGAGACAUCUCAUUUUUUUUACUCUCAAUGGAAAUGAUAAGAUCUAUUUAACAGAUGAGCAAGUUUAGGUAGCGUGUGAAAAUGUACUGAUUGAAAUAAAAUGAAGAAUAUAAGAAAUAUUGACUUGUGUUGUACAACAAUCACCAGCUUAGUAUCACUGCUUAAAUAGAAUCCAUCAGUCUUAAAUAUUUGUUCCUUGGAUGUGAAUGUGUGCAGAAGGGUAAAUAGAUCUUCCAAGGGGGAGGGGGAUCUCAAAAGCUAAAACUUUUAAAGGAAAGUAGAAAGCAAAACUGGAAUUUCCAGACAGAUUGGGGGUUGACGUCAACCCAACAAACCCUUUGAGGGAGGGGUAUGAUUAUUUGCUGGAGCAACACAACAUAUGAUGCCAAAGAAAAGUGAUUUGAGAAAUUUUAAAGCAAGGUAUUAAAAGUUUGCAUUAAUCCCUAGUGGUUUAUCAAGGAGCAAAGAAAGUGAAAGUAAUAUCACUAAUUUCUUUGUUCUUGUAACUGAACAAUGCCCAUCCUUCAUUGUAGCCUUGUUAACAGCUGUUAUCUGGGUUGUCAUACAACACCUCUAAUUGGUGGGAAAAAGUGUUGUGUCUCAACAACAAUAUAACUGUUACAUAUGAGAGGACAUUGCCACUCUGGAUAUUUUCUUAACAGUUUCAAAGUCAGUAGCAACAAGUUAUUGCCCUUGACAAAGCAAACCCAGUUACCACAAUAUUUUCAAUCGACCAAACAAUCAAUCUAAUCUCUCUUUGGACAGGGUAAUAUCCAUUUAUCCAAAUUUCAAUAAAAUGCAUCAGUUCUAUACUGAAAAUUUAAGUUUGCAGGUUAUCAUUUUUGAGACAAAAUAUUCUUUCUUAAAGACUUGCAUAAAAUUAAAAAAAUUCAAUGUAAAAAGAAAGUUGUCUGUUCGGGAGAAUUUUUAAUAUAUUACUCAUGCCAGCAAGAUAAUUUUUUUUUUGUAGGGGGAGGGGGUGGCAAAUGAAAAUGACUUUCAUGCUACCCCAUCCUAGGGCAAGCUGGUAAAGAGAUUUUCUUUGAACCCUUCGAUAAUGAAGGAGAGGUUUUCAGCUUUAUUUGCAUUUGAUUAACUAUAAAUUUAACACAUUUCCCACUCCAAAAUAGAGAUUUAUUUUAGUCUGAAAAGUUAAAUUACUUAUUUUAGAGUGUGGUUGCCACUUAAAAAUAUAAACAUUAAAACGGCUUUGGAGUUGGUGGAUUGUGAUUACAAGCUCAUAUUCUGCCACAAGUACUUGUCUGAGCAUUUAAGUUGUUUUUCAAAAGUUGCAAGCAUUCUUGAGCGUCAAGGAACUUUAGUAAGCACUGAAUUUUUUUUUGAAAAAAAAAAAAUAAUAAUAAUAAUA